Molecule: messenger RNA, 14175 nt
Organism: Gordionus sp. m RMFG-2023
Lineage: Eukaryota; Metazoa; Nematomorpha; Gordioida; Chordodea; Parachordodidae
Product: transformation/transcription domain-associated protein-like
Exons: 71
Coding region: 1-14043 (4680 amino acids)
Biological process (GO): DNA repair; regulation of DNA-templated transcription
Cellular component (GO): SAGA complex; NuA4 histone acetyltransferase complex; nucleus
Molecular function (GO): protein binding
Source: RefSeq, a predicted model, not a curated record
AUGUCUAAAUAUUCUUCACUAAUUACGAAUAUUUGUGACAGCAAUGUAAACGAAGAGGCAAAAAUUAAAUCAAUUCAAGAAAUAAACGAUAAAUUAGAAAGCAUUGUAUCAGCCUCUGAUUAUCAAACGUUUUUAGAAAUUACAAUACCAAAUUUUUUGAAAAUCUUACAAGAAGAAGCAAUAAAUUUUAUAGCUGAAAGUUUGGAGCAGAUACCUCAGUUUUUAAGUUUUCUGACCAAUAAAAUUAAAGAUUUGUCAAAUUCGUAUGAGUCAAUAUUUGAAAAUAGGGGUAAUGUUAAAUGUGAUAGUUUAAAAGGUGAUAUUAUUUUGAACCUUUUAAAUCAUUUAUACUAUCCAUUAACAAUAACUUUGGAAAACAAACCAUUAUCACUAGAAAACCCUGCACAAACUCAGCAAUAUACUCUUUUACCAAAAUCAUUUUUGUCACUAAAAGUUUUAUCAGAAUUACCUAUCAUUGUUGUAAUAGUAUAUCAACUAUAUAAACCUAAUAUUCAUCAGGAUGUUGGUGCCAUGAUACCAAACUUAAUUCUCUAUAUUUGUUUGGAACCUCUAAAAAAUAAACAAAUUAAUGCCUUAACAACUUCUAACAAAGAAAUUUUUUGUGAAUUUACCACAUCACAAGUCAAAAUACUAUCCUUUAUAGCCUACAUUAUACGUCCUUUUCAAGAGCCUCUCAAUCAAUACUCAACUGAUUUAGUCAAAGGAAUUGUUUCGCUACUUAAAUAUUGUCCACCUGAGUUAGCUAAUAUGCGCAAAGAGAUUCUCAUUGCCUUAAGACACAUUCAAGCCACUCAUUUAAGAAAUAAGUUUAUUCCACAUUUAAAUGAAAUAUUGGAUCACAAAUUAUUACUGGGACAGAGUUUGACUUGUUUUGACACCUUAUGCCCCUUGGCUUAUAGUUCGUUGGCUGACAUGGUUCACCAUUUGAGACAAAAUUUAACGUUAUCUCAAUUAGUGUUAGCGCUUAGCGUAUUUUCCAAAAAUAUUCAAGACGAUUCCCUUCCUUUCAGUAUCCAAAAUGUUUCCUGCAAACUGCUCCUCAAUUUAGUGGAGUGCGUCAAAAUUAGAGCAGAAACAGAAAAUGAUGAAAAGGGCAGAUCAAUCCUAGUGAAAAUUCUUAGAGUUUUUGUGCUGAAAUUCAAGGCUCUAGCUAAAUACAAAAUAGUUGAAAUCACGGAAUCGAUCAAGCGAUUAAUGUCAGAAAAGAUGAACCUUGAUCUUAAAAUGCAUGAAGAUAAAACAAUUGACGAUCUUGAAAAUUUAAUAUCGGAAAAUAAGACCUAUUCGCCAUCUCAUAAUUUUACAACCGUGUUCAAUAACACGAAUGAUAUAAAAGUUUUAAUCAAGACUCUUAUAACUGGUGUCAAAACGGUAACCUGGGGCAUUUUGACUUGUAAAGUUGGAAUAAGUUCUUACAUCCAUCAGUCAAAAUUACUUCUCCCCGAAGAAAUAAAACUCUACGUGGGGUUCGUUAAACGUUGCCUGUCUAUAUUGGUCCUUUUCACAUCAUUUAACACGAAUUCUCCCGACCCUACUCUGAAGUCUUUUUUUCAAUUGAUGGUGAAUUCUUCUACUUGCUUACCGUUUACGAGCAACAAUGCUAAUAACAUUUAUUCAAGUUCCAACAACGGUUAUAACCACAAUCUGAAAGAGGAAAAGGAAAAUUUGGAUACUUUUGUUGGUAUAUUUUUGAUGAUGAACCCAAUGUCGUUUUACGAGAUAUUUGUUGGGCUGGCUCCCAACCUGAUUGACGUUGUAUUGAAGGAUAGCAAUAUUAUGAUCGUGUUCAACUGCUUUUUGGCUAGUUCCACCACUUCUCCGCCUUUUACCAAUAUCAUACUGGAAUAUUUGCUUAAAAACUUUGACGAUUUGGGCUGUAACAAAGAAAAGGCCAAUUUAUUUCUAAAAAUAUUUAAAUUAAUUUUUGGUUCGGUAUCUUACAUAUCUACCGAAAAUGAAACUAUAUUAAAGCAUCACCUAUCUUUUAUUAUAACCAGCUGUAUGCAGUUAGCGCUGAACGCCAAAGAACCUUUCAAUUACUUUUUGCUGCUACGAUAUCUCUUCAGAUUUAUAGGUAACGGGACUCAUGACUCAUUGUAUCAAGAAUUUCUUCCACUUUUGCCAUCUUUACUUCAAAAUUUGAACUUUUUCUUAUGCUCUGGGAAUUGCGACAAUGACAGAUCCUCAUCCAUCUGCGUCCCCUAUAAUACACCGACAAAAAAUUCGAAUUCAAACAUAAAUAGCGUACCCAAUCAAACUAAUUCCUCAUCAUCCUAUCAUAACAACCUGAAUAACAUAAGAUCCCCGGGACAGCUAUCAGAUCUUUUUGUAGAGCUAUGCCUCACAGUGCCUGUUAGGCUCAGUUCUUUACUUCCCCACUUACCCCUUCUUAUGGAUCCACUUGUUUUAGCCCUCAACACUUCUCCCUUUUCUACCGUCAAAUCAAACGGUUCCAAUAUAUUCUAUUCCCCUUCCGAUUAUCACAACUUUAACCUCAAUCCCAAUAAUAAUGGUUCUUCCCUUUAUGCGCAUCAUCAUUCACAAAGCCUCGGAUUAGUCAGCCAGGGCUUGAGGACGCUCGAACUUUGCGUGGAUAAUUUGCAACCAGAAUUCUUAAAAGAACACCUAGACCCAGUUAGGGGCAGAUUAACACGGGCUCUUUGGGGCCUUUUGGGUCAGACCUACAGUUUUAACUCCAAUCUUAUUUCUUCUUCGAUUUCGAGUUGCCAUUCCAAUAUCUCCUCUCAAAACGCCAGUAGCAUAGCAACCGGCCCUAAUUCAUUGUCCUCGUCUGGUGGCAACAGUCUAGGCUUUUCUAACCCUGGCUCAUUGCAAAAUAGUAAUAAUAACAUCAGUGGUUCUAACAUUCACAAUGCGUCAAAUGUCGGAACAAACAGUGCUGGGGGGAAUGAAACGGCAAUUACUCACGCAGCUUUCAGACUAUUGGGCAAAUUUGGCGGGGCUAAUCGAAAAGCUAUCAAGGAAUGUCAGGAACUAACUUACUACGAUUGUUUAGAUGGAAGAGGCUCAUUUGUAGGGAUAAAAUUAGUGAACACGAACGAGAUUAUCGAUUUGCCCAUAGACCCUAUCAUUGACUUCGCUUACCAAACACUCAAUAACAACUUUAGCGACAGUUUUGAAAGGCAAAAUGCUUGGCAGGUAAUACUAGCAUUUCUCUCGAUAAACAUAUCAACGGAAUUUGACGAUGAAACCAAGAUUUACAAAUUAUUUACUCACCCAUCGUUCAUGGAAACGCCUAUUUAUUCUUUCUACGCUAAGCCAAAAUCUACCAAUAACCACACUUCAAAUGAUCAAAUGGCUAGACGUACUCAUAAAAAAGCGUUGGCUGCUUUAUUUAUGGCGUCGGCUAUUAAAGAGUUGCAUGACCAAGUUUUACCAUUCAUGAUAAACGUAAUUCAUCACUACACAUUGUUGGCAGUAUCACGACAAGCUGGACUUUUUGCUCCCGUUUAUUAUCAAUCCCCUUCACUUACUUUAGCCGAUGAUCAAAUUCAUGAUAAUUUCAUUAGCGAUGCAUUCCAAAACAAGUCCAUCUGUGGAAGGAGAUUCUGGGAAGAGAUGCGAAGCGAUGUGAUGAUAGAAGCCUUAGUUGACGAUAUAAUGGCCCACCCGGACAAGGAAUUGUGCAAACCAGCAGUCAAAGCGCUCGUUCGAUUUAUUAAUGCCACCAUUCUUAUCGUGGGUAGUACUCAUAGGGCCUUUCAAUUGCCCAUAUUUCGCUACUUAUCGGACAGAAUAGUGUUUCUUUGUUAUUCUCCAGCCUGGUACCAAAAAAAUGGGGGUUGCAUAGGUAUUAAUCUGCUCAUUAUCAAAAGUAACGAGCAAUGGCUCUUAGACCACCAUAUUGAAUACUUAAAGGCUCUCUUUUUCGUUUUGAUGGAUUUGACCAACGAUGUUGCUAAUGGGACGAUUCAAUUGGCCAAAAAUGUUUUGAAAAAACUUGUAACCUCAUGCACUUCCCAUUUGCUUGAUAGUUUAAUUAGAGAAUCGUGCACAAAUUCGGUGUGCAAAGAAUUGAUUCUAAGAAUUUCAUCUCCAGUUAAAAUAGUACGCAACGAGGCUAUGGAUAGCUUGAAGCUUUUAUCUCGUCUAACUAAUAAAUCAUUGACUGAACUAACUAAUCCUUAUAACUCAACUAUUUAUGAUCUGAUACCUCCUAAAAAGCAUUUGCUGCGGCACCAAUCUGUUAAUUCACAAUUUGGAUUGAUGGAAGCCGUCACAUUUUGCUCAGGGGUAUUUUUCACUGAACUCAUGAGCUUGUGCGAAGCUGACGACACCCUUUUACUCAGGCUACCAUGCUAUAAAAACUUGAACAACGAUAUAACAGAAUUAAAGAGGAGCGCUUUAAAAGCACUUACUUCAUGUCAAUAUAUCAACCAGUAUCAAGAAAAAAUAUUCAAUAUCCUUUUCAAAAACUUAAAUUCCUCCAACCCCGAUAUACAACACACGGCUUUUAAGUGUCUUUCUUGCUACGUGAAGAAGCAUCAGGUGGACAUGGAAUCCGUGCAUCACUCUAUCCGGAAUUUGUUAUUGAUGCUAGGAGAUUACCGCAACUUAACUCCAAAUUUUCUGACUCGAUUACUGUAUUUUGCUAGACUGUUCCCUAACACUUUCAACGAAAAAUUUUGUGAACAUCUUAUGACGCACAUGAUUACUUUAUUGAAAGUACUUUCGUCAAAAUCGGGUAUCAAAACUCAUUGCCAGGAAUUAAAAGUUUGCGCAGAAAUAUUGAAAAUUUUUUGUGCCCUUCCCAUUGCAUCUUCCCACAUAUUAGAUUCGUUAUGUAUGCAAAUUUUAUCUUUGGAUUCUAUGUUCUUGAACGAAAUUAUUAUAUACAUCCGACCCGAGCUUUAUAAUCUUAUCGCUAUCUACCCAAAAGAAACUGUAACGAUAUUUUUAACGGACCCCAAUAUACAUCAAGCUCCAUAUUACAAUUUUUUCUUGACCAUGAUAAAGCACGUAGAAGCCAAAUCAAUUAUCGACUGUAUUUUAAAAGAUUUCGUAUGUUUGGAACGAAUCAUAUCUGAAAAGGCUAUUUAUAUCGAAACGAACAAGGAUUGGAGCUUGACCAGUAAUUCGGCAGAAAGCAAUGAAAGUAAUAUGGAAACUGAUGGUUGCCGCACUGACGACAUCUUGGUUUGCUUGUUCGUUUCCUUAAAAACUAUUUACAUCGUAUCUAAAGAACGCCACGAAUGGAUAGGAGGCUUGCACGAAAUCGUAAAAUCACUGCGUUCCAUUUGGAAGAAUCAAAAUUUUCAGAAUAUUUUUGCGGAGAAUAACGCUUUUAAUAAUGAUUUCUGGGAUAUUCCGAGAUUGUUGGUUCACGUGCUUUUGACUUAUUUUAAGUAUAAUUACGAAACUCAAAAGACGAUACUGUUUGAAUUAUCGUUGUCCUCCAACAACAAAUACAUGGAGAGCAUGGAAGAACUCAAAAUUUUUAUACGCGACGAUAUUACUAAAUAUUCAUGUAGCUGGAAGAGAAAACUAUUCUCCGCGUUUUUGGAUAUUUAUUCCGAUCCUGAAUGGAAUGAAUAUAUUAAAGCUUCAAUAUUCCAAAAUGUUUUAUAUCCCCUUUUCGAGGAUGCCUUUAAAGCUGGGCAAACAGAUCAGAUUAUAUUGAUGGAGGCCAACGAAAAUAUGAGCAAACAUGAAUUAGGCGAAGAGAAAGAUGAAAAAAAUUUGUUUAAAAUUUUUGUGGAUGUAUGUAUUCAAACUCCGCAAGAAUUGCAGCAACAACGCUCUAGCAAGCACUCUCCUCAACCAGAAAAAAGCACUACUACAAUUUCUCCGGUUAUUUGUAAUGAGCUCAAGAUAGCCAUAUUAAAAAUGGCUUCUCUCUUUAUUCAAUAUUACACUACUACUUGUGUUGUGCCUUUACCUGCAAAUACUUCCGCUGAUAUAUCUCAGACAACAUCAUCCACCACGCUUAGCGAUAAUUUACAAACUUCGACCGCCAGUUCUGGAGCUACGACUAAUAAUAGCGCCAUUAAUAAAAAACAAAAUGCUCUUUUGAGAAAAUUGGUGACAUUUGCGUGGCCUUGUUUGCAAAAUCAGGUGUGUAUGGACCCUGCAGUUAAAUACAAUGGGCACUUAUUGUUGGCUCAUAUAGUCGAUAAAUUUAGUAUUCAUAAACGUAUCGUGAUUCAGGUUUUUCAUUCCCUGCUUAAGGCCUCUUCAUCCGAAGCCAGGAAUAUCAUCAAAAGAGCGUUGGAAAUUAUAGUUCCAGCUAUUCCUAAGAAAGUUGAAAAUGGAUUGACUAUGUUGACAUAUUGGACCAAAAAAAUUUUGUUGGAAGAAGGUCACACCCUAAAUCAGUUGGCUCAUUUGUUGCAGAUUUUAUGCACCAACAAAGAAAUUUACUAUUUAUCUCGACAUUCUCUCAUACAUCUCAUCCUAAGUGCUAUGACCAAAUUAGGGUUUAGUGGAAAUAAUACGACUGAAAACAAGAAAUUGGUAGUUGAUAUGGCUGAGGUUAUAAUUGAAUGGGAAUAUAAAGCUAUUACCGAUAAAAAUCAAGCAGCGAAUAUUAUUAGCAACAUCAAACCGGAAUUAAGUAUCAAUGAUAGCUCUAGCCAAACACUCUCAUCAACAAGCCCUGUCGUUACUGCCAAUAUAACCAUAGAAGCAAAACCUUUUGGUUCUGCGGUGGGUGAAAAUAUCAUCAACUUUUUGAUUAGGAUAGCAUGCCAUAUAACCGAAAUAUCUCCGGCUCAAAACAACAUCUCUGAAUAUAUAACGAAUAAAUGCCAUAGUUUGUUGCUAAAAGCCUUGGGAAUUCCCGAUAUGCUUAAUAUACAACUAAAAUUUUCGUGGAUGGAUAAAAUUUUGACAUCCUUAGAAAAUUUGAAGACUCAAUCAUCCCAAAUCGCAACUCCCCCUAUACAUUCGACUCCUUCGCCUUCAAUGACUCCCUCUAACUCUUCCUCAGGCUCUUCCAAUAUUGUCACAACGCCUCAACCCCAAUUGACUCAACAGCAAUUACAGCAACAAAAAGUCAGCAUCAAUGCUGUUUGUUCACUUUUAGAUACGCUGAGCUAUACUGGUCUUUUGGGGAAAUUGUGUGGCGCACCUAAGGAAAGCGUGGCUAGCAAACGAGAAAAAAUAUCCGCGAAUAUUGAUUUUCCUGAAGUCCAUAACCCUCAAUCUCCUCGAUUAAAUAGAGCAGCUGGUGAACGUCUAAAUUUUAAACAAUUAUCCAAAGUUCUCAAUUGGUGCCUCCUAAAUUCUCUUCCGUCCACCCCUUCUAAUUUACAAUGUGAUUUAUCGCCAAACUAUCAACUAGCACCUUCAAUGCCCGAAAAUUGUCUCCCAUCUCAUGGAAAUAUUAAUAAUUCUUUACUUUACAAAGCUUAUGGUAUCAAGAUAGGUAAAGCCGUUAGAAGUUUUACUAGUCGACUGGUGAAAUUGGCCCCUACCACCCAUUGCAACGCAUUUUUAACUUCUCAACAUUCUUCAAUUCUCUCCAAUACUUCUAAAAUUACCUUUUACCCGAUCGAACUCGAAGAUUAUUACGGAAAAAUAACCUUGAUUAUCGGGGAAUAUCUGGGCUCGCUCGAAAAAAUUCAUGGUAAUCAACUCCCCAUUCUACACCAUAUUCUCUCCCUUUUGAGUUAUUGCUGUGAGGGAAACCCACAUUUUGUGGACAGAUACAUACCGUCUUUCAUGAGAGUGUUUCAAAAGAUAGUGAAAGAUCACAUAUCCUCCUGUUCUAUGCAAUCCUCUUCUCCUCCAGAAACCGCGUCUUCUCCAUUCUCAAUCAAUUCUUCCCCAGUCACCUAUAAUGAUUCUCUAAUAAAGCCAAGGGACUGUAUCAUCCAAUGCCUAGAUCUGAUCAAAAAUCGUUUGAUCAUAAUGAGUAAUGAGAUGAGGAAGAACUUUGUGGGAAACAUUUUGAUUGGUUUAAUCGAAAAAUCUACCGACACUAAAUUGAUAGAAUUUAUCAUUGGAUUAGUAGGGGAAUGGCUUCAAAAUAAAGAUCGUCUAGUUUCCAGUAUAGUUAAUCAAGCACCUUCUCUUAGAGAAAAAUCUAUCAUAUUAGUUAAAUUGACUCAUUGUAUUGAAAAACGUUUCAAUGAUGUCCAAUGCUUGAAAUACAAAUUUUUGGAACUUAUUCUUUUUGUUUAUCAAGAUGAAGAGUUGAGCUCGACUGAAUUGACCUCUAAAUUAGAGUCGGCUUACCUAUCAGGCCUUCGUUGUUGGAAUCCAGUGUUGAGACAAAAGUUUUUCGACCAUUUUCAUAAAAAUAUAGGGCUCAGCGUUUAUGACCGCCUUUUCUACAUAGUUUCCUGCCAAAAUUGGGAGACCCUGGGUUCUCAUUUUUGGAUCAAACAGUGCAUACAAUUGAUUCUAAUGCUCUCUGACCAAGAUUGUUAUUUUAAAAAUUUAACGCCUUCAAUGACUUUACCCAGCAUAAGCUCUGUUUUUCAAGAGGAUUUUUACGCCACAAAAUUGACCAAAGACGAAACUCAAACUAUUGAUAACUUUAUGUCGGCUGUUAUUUAUAAUAAUGGUGGCAAUAUUAAUUCCAAUGAUGGAGCCAAAAAUUUCGCUACUUUAUGUAUUUUAAAUAACGGAAAUAUGAAUCUGAACACUAUUUCAGCCAACAACAAUCAAUUGUUAGAGGAUUUAAUUAGCAAUUCCAGUUCAUCCAACUCUGAUUUGGCCUCCGCAGAAUAUGAAAACUUUGAUAUCGAAGGGAUGAUAGAGAAAAUUAAUGAACAACCCCUUUCCUUCCCACACGCGACAUCGGAGCAUCAUAAACCACGAAAUAUUAAUAAUAAUGAUGAAAAUAGUAGACCUACAUCUUUAUCCUGUCAACCAGGCAUCAAUGGUUUGAACAGACUACUAGCCAAAGAGAUAAAAUUUGUGAUGGACCUUCAAAGGAGUAAAGGGUCCCUUCAAAACGCCUUUUGCGUUCCGCUCAUCAAUUUAUGUCACCAAUCUUCUAAACUAAGCGAAUACUUAUGGAUUCAACUAUUGCCCCGUAUUUGGGAUACCUUAGACAACGAACAAAAAAGGAAUCUAUCCCAAGAGUUUCAAUUGUUUUUUCUAAGUGGAACUCAUAUCGUUCAAAAAGAUUGUCACCCCAGUGUCAUCAACGUUUUUUUUGAAGCCUUUUCUCGGUGUCGACCUCAAGUUUAUUUACAGCCUUCAAUUAUCAAGUAUCUAGGUAAGGCUCACAAUCUAUGGUACACGGCAUUGUUAGCUUUGGAAGAGAUGUACAACAAAGAGGAAAAAAAAGAAGUCGAAGGCAAGGAUCAAAAAAAAGAAUCACUCAUCAUCUUGCAACAUUCAAAACGCAAAAUUGAAGACGCUUUCGAAUUUCAACCGGAGAAUUUGGAUCAAGAUAAACCUAUACUCACUCUUUUCCAGGAGACCCAUGAUUCGUUAUCUGAUCUUUAUUCACUUUUAGGAGAAUACGACGUGAUGUAUGCCUUAUGGCUCGAUAAAAAUAAGUAUCCCGCAACGGCAGUUGCCUUAAAUUUCGAGAAUUGGGGAAAUUAUGGAGAUGCAAUGCUAACUUACGAAAAUCUAAUGGAGAAUGUCAAAACCGAUCUUUCCACUCCUUCCAUAACAAGCGAUGCAAUAACCUCUAAUCACCAUUCUGAGUUUAGAACAUGGGAAACUCAUUGGGUGCAUUGCCUCAAAGAACUCAACCAGUGGGAUUAUCUAAACAAGUAUGCCUCAGUGUCUAGUUCCAAGCAUUACAAUCCUCAAAUAGUAUUAGAUUGCGCUUGGAAAUUCUCCGACUGGAAUGCUAUGAAAGAAGCUCUCACAGCGGUUCAAAAAAGUUGUCCCCGUGAAUUGGCUUGGAAGGUUAAUCUCUGCGCUGGUUACUUAGCCCUGAGCCAGAGUGACGAACAUCACCUAGCCAUGAUGGACCGCAUAGUUGAAAUAACGACCGGGCUUGGCGUCAGAGAAUGGAAACGCCUGCCUUGCCACACCCUCGUUGUCAGAGGCUGUCAUGGCCCGUUACUAAGAGCGACCCAGAAGGUCGUAGAACUUCAAGAAGCAGCCCAACUUCACAUCUCCCUUCAGUACCACCAGAAUAGCCAUAUCAAUCAACAACAGGCGCCAAACAACCCCUACCAAUCUAGUCAACUGUCCAGUAAUGGGGAUACCGGAAGUGGGAGCAUGCUUAGGUAUAUGGCAAAUUCAUCGAAUCAGAAUAUGUCGCCACCUCCUUACGAUAAUUCGAUUUGCAAUAUUUCUAAUAUCUCGGACACGACUUUAGCGCCUAACAACAAUUCCGCUUUCUCUUCCCCUACUAUAGCUAACAUUGGGACCUCGCCUAAUUUCACCGAGAUGAGAUCUAUCAUUAAAACUUGGAAGAAUCGAUUCCCUUUAAUAUCCGAUGAUUUGUCUUAUUGGCACGACAUAUUUUCCUGGAGGCAACAGCAAUAUCAAUACAUUAUAAAUCUGUUCGACUCGAAUUCUUAUUUGGGGAAUAACCCUAAUUACUUAGGCGAGAGCAAUAUAUCAAAUAACAAUCCCCUAUUACUUUCAACUCAUUCAAUAGCUCAAGGGUAUAUUCAAUUAGCUAUGGUCGCUCGCAAACAAAAACAACCUUACGUGGCUCUGGACUUAUUAAAUAAGAUUUCGAUUCAUCCCUCCGUGCCUAUAUCGGACUGUUUUAGAAAAGUUAGACAAACUAUAAAAUGUUACUUGGAAAUGUAUUAUAUGAGUAUCAUUGAAAAUAAGCCCAAUAAUCAAUCAUUGCUACAAAUUCAUAACGUCAUCGAAGAGACCAACUUUAAAUAUUUCACUAAAGAUAUGGUCUCAGAAAUAUAUUCGUACAAAGGAUAUUGUUAUCAUUUGCUACUUAACCAAGAUGAAUCAGAUAAAGCUUUUUCGGCUUCCAUACAACUCCAAGACUCGCACAUUAAAGCUUGGGGACUAUGGGGUGAAUGCCUAUCCCAAACAUUUUGGGACAAAAUAACUUCCAAAUCACACGUUAAAAAAGCUUCUUUCCUUGCGGAUAUCAACGAUAGCAAUACCACAAAUAAAAAUCAAGAAGAAUUAGAUAACAAUGAUUUAGCCUACCACCCAAGGUUGCCUUACAAUUUUAAUCUUGCCAAAUCCGCUAUCACUUGCUUGCUCCAGGCAUGUAGACAUUCUAGCGAAACGAAAGUGGAAAAAUAUUUGGCGCAGGUGCUUUGGUUACUCAAAUAUGACGAUUGCAAAUGUUCUCUAGCUGAAAUCGUUGAUAAAUAUAUAACCACUAUCCCUUCGUUUCAUUGGCUAAAUUGGGUACCUCAGCUGCUAAUGUCUCUGGAGAGGAAGGAGGGAAGUCUAGCGGGAAGGUACAUAAUGAACAUAAUUACCCACUUCGGUCGCACAUAUCCUCAAGCCAUAUUUUUCCCUGUUAGAACUUCUUUUCUGUCCCUGAAAAUGGAAUACAAAGAAAACGUGGUCGGUACUCCACCCAAUAAUCUCGUUACCACUCCAACUCACCAAAAUAAUAUCAGUCAUUUGAACACCACCGUUGCAAGUGGUAUCGAUUCUUCGACGUUAGUUGACGUGGCUCUUAAUGUGAGUAAUAAUGCGGAGGUAGGAAACUUUACGCUCGGGAGUUUUGCUGCUACAUCUAAUCAAAGUAAUCUGGAUGCAUCAGGGCAAAGACUUAUGAACUUUGUUAUAUCGAUAGAAAAUCACGUACCUUCUACUCCCGAUAAAGAAGAUUUCUUAAUUAAUAGUGUCUCAACUAUAAAUUCCGAAAACACAAAUUUAGUUUGCAGUUCUUAUUGCUCCACCGAAUCUUUAAACACCAUGAUUUCGAAAUCCAAAGAUGAUUUUGCACCUACCUCAACCAUUACUCAAAAUCUGACAUGUCACGAAGGACAGAGUGAACCUUCCCAGGACAUUACAAAUACCCAAAUAUCUUGUUCCGUAUCCAAUGGUGAUAAUAAACUAUUCGACUCAUCUGUGAACUCGCAAUCAUAUAUGACAUCCGGGCCCGGUUUUAAAAAUGCAGCAAGCAUUAAUAAUUCUUUCAAUUCCGUAGGUAGCGCCACAUCCGUGGCUAAUGCAUCACCGUCCCCUAUAGUUUGGUGUCGGCGGAUUUUGCACGUUUUGAGAGAAUUGCAUCCCACUACCUUGUACACUUUGGAAGGUUUGGUUGAUCAGUUGAUUUGGUUCAGGGAAACCUGGUUCGAAGAGUUGCUGCAAUAUCUCAAACAAUUACUGAACAAAUGUUAUGUUCUCUCCUUCCAAGAAUAUAAAUUAUCCGCUCAACCAAAUAUACUUAAUGAAUUUUCGCAACAACAAAAAUUCGUACCAUACGGAGAAUGUUCGGUCGAUCAAGAUAUUGUCCCAAUCUUGGCAUAUAUUUCGAGCAUAAUGAAUAAAUUGCUCACCACUUUCGAAACGGGAAUCGAAAACCUUGCUAAUUUGGCUUCGAAGUUGACCAAUUCCUCAACAGAAUCUUCUAUCAGACGCGCCCAUGCUACCCUUAAAGAUCCAAUGUUCAAGAAGUUUAAGGCUCAAUUUAUGAAGGAUUUUAAUUUUGUAAGACAAAAGUUGAAUCUUGAAGACAUCGAUAGACUUAUAGUGAACCUUAGGGCUUGGAUAGAAGUUCUAGAGCAUAAGGUUGUUAAUGAACUGCCCAACACUUAUUUUAUGGAUGAUAAAUGCUCUCUACUCAAUAAUUGGCUUCUCAAUGACGUUGAAAUCGAGCUACCCGGCGAAAUGAAAUACGCGAAACCGUCUCAAUACAGCAUAAAAAUUUGUAAAUUUUUACCAAACAUCCGAGUCGAAAACAAGUGCGGGUUUCAAUCCUGUAGAAAGGUCAGCGUCCGUGGCAGCAAUGGAAAAACUUAUCAUUAUUUGGUGCUUAACGAUAAUUUGUUCUUAUCCCCUAUCCAUUCUUACUCCCUUAAACCAUGGGAAAAACGUAACUCCUCCCACCUUAGAACUGCUACCGCUCAAAUAAUGAGUCAUCUAAAUGGCGUGUUCGAAAAACAUUAUGGAACAUCGAAAAGAGAUUUAUCAUUUCGUUUAUCUCGCAUGGUUACGAUAUCUCCCCAUAUGACUUUGGUUGAAACAGAUGAAUCCAUGGUAUCGUUAAUGGAUAUAUACGAAAACCAUCGCCGGCAAUCCCCUCUAUCGCACCAUUCCCAAGAUGCUUUAUCAACUUUUUAUUCUCUUUUAAACUCCCUUCACCCCCCACCUUCUUCUAACCUUCUUUUAUCCGCAUUCACCUCACUUGCCUUCCCUUCAAACUUACUCUCAAGCUGGGUUCGUUCCGCUCUUAAUAACUCAACAGAUGCUUGGUGUUUCAGAGCCGCUCUUGCCGGAGAGUACGCUCUGCAAUGCGCUUUCGCUCGAGCCUUUUCCACUUUCCCCUACGGUCCAGAACAGAUAACAGUUUGCGGGAGAGAAUUGAGGACUUGCGGAAGUCCGUUUUCGGCUCAGAUCGACGUGGCUAGUCUUUUAGAGCGAGAACUUAAUCUAAUUAAAGGUGGAAAAGAGAACAAUGAGAAACUCGUUAACCCAGUAAAAUUAAUGAGAUUAACAUCCAACUUUACUAACCUCUUCUCCAAACUGCUCAUAAAUGGUCCCUUUAUGUGUUCUUUCAAGGCCUUUUAUAGGUGCUUGGCCGAUAAAAAACUCAAGCUAGAUCAUUUCCUAAGGGCUUUUCUGAAUGACGUACCCGCUCUCAACAUGAAUUUUGACGAUAACUCGCCCCUGCAAGAAGAGGAUGAAUAUGAUACAACCACAGUGAAUGAAAAUUUGCCAGGAGAAACUGAUAUAAAUAACAACUCUGCUAAAAAUAACGCUGACAUUAAUUUGAUGGCUUUUACAGAAACCAUGAACCUUAUCUUAGCUGCUGUCAAUUCAAAUAUAUUGGAAUUAUCCCCUCUAAAAGAUGACAUGAUCGAAGACAAUGUGCAUGAAUUGAUAAAUGAAUCAAUGAAAACCGAAAAUUUGUGCCGUAUAAAUCCGUUAUUAUAUCCAUGGAACACCUCAUUUCGGUUAAUGAUGCUUACUACCUUGAGAUAAUGUGGCCUAGUCGGCAAGAGCGUCUUAUCAAUCCGAUAGUCAUGGGUUUGAAUCCUGGCAAUGAUCAUGUUUUUUUUUCUUAAUCUAACUUGGCGGUUCCGUUCUUGGGGGAUGAUAUAUAGGAGGCCGUAC